This is a messenger RNA of Symsagittifera roscoffensis, 3999 nucleotides long. Its product is annotated as intraflagellar transport protein 122 homolog. Gene Ontology annotation, biological process: intraciliary retrograde transport; non-motile cilium assembly; protein localization to cilium. Lineage: Eukaryota; Metazoa; Xenacoelomorpha; Acoela; Convolutidae. Gene Ontology annotation, molecular function: protein binding. The record is from RefSeq and is a predicted model, not a curated record. Gene Ontology annotation, cellular component: non-motile cilium; intraciliary transport particle A. The transcript has 4 exons. The coding region runs from base 5 to 3742 and encodes 1245 amino acids.
UCGCAUGAAGACAGCAUCAGUCUGGUGUGACAUUUUGACCGGCAAAAAUGAGUCCUCCGCCAAAACAGUCCACGACAUGUGCUACAGUCCCGACGGCGCCCAGGUGAUUGUUGCGGCCGGCAAUCACGUAGUAAUAUAUGAUGCGAUUGAAGGAACUGUAAUCAAUGCUUUGAAAGGUCAUAAAGACACAGUUUACUGUGUAGAAUAUGCAAAAGAUGGAAAACGUUUUGCGUCCGGAUCGGCGGAUAAGCAAGUCAUUAUUUGGUCCAACAAAGGCGAAGGUAUUGUGAAGUACCCACACAAUGAUUCGAUCCAGUGUCUGGCGUAUAAUCCGGUCACUCAACAGUUGGCAAGUGGGGCUAUUUCGGAUUUCGCGCUGUGGGCCCCGGAGGCUAAAAAUGUGACGAGGAACAAAGUUCCUGCUAGGAUAACUUCCUGCAGUUGGACGAAUGACGGCCAAUAUCUGGCACUUGGUCUCGCAACAGGUGUGAUCAGUUUGCGAAACAAAAACGGAGAUGAUACCAAGGUCAAAAUAGAGAGACCUGGAGGUAGCUCUUCCCUGCCCAUUUGGGCUCUCCAAUGGAGUCCCGCCAAAGACGAUUCUCAAGACAUAUUGGCAGUAGCAGACUGGAACCGAAAGCUUUCAUUCUAUCGACUAAACGGAACGUCGGUCAGCAAAGACGUUGACAUUAGAUUUGACCCUUUGUUUCUGAAAUUCUUCGCGUCCAAUGAUUUUAUUGUGUGUGGUGGUUCGGGUAAUGCCGUGAGUUUGUUCACGAAAGAAGGAAAAGAGAUAGGAGUUAUUGCCGAUUCGAAAACCCCCAAUGUCCUGGUAGAUAGUUGGGUAACAUGUUGUGCACCGCAUCCGGAAGAAAACGCGGUAGUGAUUGGUACGGCAUCGGGUAAAGUAGCGAAGAUGGCGAUUACAUUUAGCACUGUUCAUGGGUUAUACCGCGAACGAUACGUGUACAGAGUUGGGGUUACUGACGUGAUAGUUCAACAUCUGUUGACCUCUGAUAAGGUCAGAAUUCGAUGCAAAGAAUUGAUAAAGAAAGUCGCCGUGUACAAAAAUAAACUAGCUAUUCAAUUGAAUAGCAGAAUUCUUAUCUACGAGUUGAACGAUGCAGACUCUAUGACAUACAGGAUCCACAGUAUGAUGCACAUGAACAUAGAUUGUAACCUGCUGGUCGUUACAUGUGAACAUGUAAUCCUAUGUAUGGAAUCAAAGCUACAGUCCAUAACUUUUGAUGGAGUUACUGAACGUGAAUGGAUUCUAGACUCAUCGAUUCGGUACAUCAAAGUUAUUGGAGGCGCUAAAGGUCGAGAAGGCUUACUUGUUGCUCUCUCUAGCGGUCAAGUUCUGCUUGUGUAUAUAGAUAACCCAUUUCCCAUAAGCGUGCUGAAGCAUUCAUUGCCGAUUCGUUGCCUGGACAUGAGCUCUCAACGAAAGAAAAUAGCAAUUGUCGACGAGGAAAACAUGUGCUUAGUUUUCGAUGUCAAAACUAAAGAACUUCUGUACCAAGAACCGAAUGCAAAUAGUGUAGCUUGGAACACACACAACGAGGAAAUGUUGUGCUUCUCGGGGAAAGAUACAUUGAACAUAAAAGCGUCGACGUUCCCAGCUCACCAGCAGAAAAUGUCGGGAUAUGUUGUUGGUUUCUGUGGAUCCAAUGUCUUCUGUCUCGGAUCUGCUUCUACGAUGACUUCGGUCGAAGUUCCCCAAUCGGCCGCAAUGUAUCAGUACCUAGAGCGCAAGGAGUUCAGAUCUGCAUAUGAAGUUGCAUGCCUAGGAGUUACAGAUACAGACUGGACAAACUUGGGUAAACAGGCCUUAGACGCGUUACAAUUGGAAAUAGCAAAGCAAGCCUUCAAGAAGACGAGAAAUCUGACAAUGUUGGAGCUGAUUCACUCGAUUGAAGAGCGAAGUCGAAGGAACCCAAUUACAGAACCAAAUAACCAAAUGAUGUUCCAAGCGGAUAUUGCAGCCUAUAGGGGCGAGUUUUCAAAUGCAGCUAAAAUGUACAGAAAGGCGGGUCAGGAUAACAGAGCGGCCACAAUGUAUACUGAUCUGAGAAUGUUCAAAGAGGCUCAAGAGUUCAUGGGUGAUUCGACCGAGAAGGAAAAGAAAGAGUUGAUUUCAAAACAAGCUGAAUGGGCAAAAACUACGAAUGAUGCUCUAACUGCAGCGACAAUGUUCUGGGAAGCGGGACAACGACUGAAAGCUCUGGAGAUAUACGGAGAAAGUAGAAAUUACAAUGAGUUACAGAAUAAGUUGAUAUUUUUGGACAAGGCAGAUAAGAAUGAGCUGAAGUUAUGUUCGAGAUAUUUCAAAGAGGGAGGUCAGUUAGCCUACGCGGCUGAAGCUUAUCAGAAGCUGGGCGACAAGAAAGGCCUUGUUGACCUCUUCGUACAGUUCCAUUCAUGGGAACAAGCUUUUGAGUUCGUGCGCAACAACCCUGAAUUCAAAGAGGACGUCUUCUUCCCCUACGCUAAACACCUGGCUGAGGAGCAAGGAGACUUCGAGCGUGCACAAGAGUUCUUCUUCAAGGCAGGCAAAGAAGAAGAGGCCGGGAAAGUUCUAGAAGCUUUGACCAAAAACGCUGUUGAUCAAAAUCGGUUCGAGGACGCAGGAUUCUUCUACUGGAAGCUAUCGGCUAUGUGUAUAAAAAUGGCAUGCACUCAUGGCGAGAAAGAACAAGCGAUGAUGUCGAAAUACUACAGCUUCCAGAAACUGGCUACAAUGUACUACACCUUCCACGCAGUUCAUAGAUACACUGAGGAACCAUUCACGUCUCAUUUACCCGAAGUUCUCUUCAGUAUUUGCAGGUUUCUGCUGCAUUCCAUGCUCGAAAAAGGACAUUUCAGUUUCGUUCCAAAAGGCAUAUCAAAGGUGGCUACCUUUUUAACGCUUGCAAAGCAAAGUUCCAACCCAAAUAUCGCUGCUUAUAAACUGGCGAGACAAGCGUAUGAUAACUUGCAACGGUUGAGCGUACCUGUUAAGCAUCAGGAGAGCAUAGAUAUUGGAACUCUUAGUGUGAAAGCGAAGCCCUGUUCUGAUAAUGCGGAGGUAGAACCUCUGUGCUUCCGAUGUCUUCAGAAGAAUCCCUUGCUCAAUAGACUGGGUAACUCGUGUGUGAAUUGCAAGCAGCCGUUCAACUUUUCGUUCAUUGGGUUUGAGAUCCUACCACUCGUUGAGUUUGUACCUGAAAGUGGAAUUUCAAGAGACGAGGCCAUGCAACUGAUAUCUUUGGAACCACCAAAGUCCGGAAAGAAACCAAAUCAAGACCGAGACUUAAUCCGACAGGAGAACGGAUACGAACAACUUCGGCUUGGAGAUGACGAACCUCUCGGUGACGAAGGAGACGACGAAAGUGCAAUGGAACGACUCAUUAACACCGAAAUGAUGUCACUCGGGGCACAAGACUCCUAUGAAGCAAUCCGAGUCAGUCGAGACAUUCUAAAGUCUCUGGAACCCACAGCGGUUCUAGUCCAGAAAUGGGACGAACCGCUGCAAUGGCAAUUUCACUGGAUGCGUCUGAGAACCCAACCUAUAACGGUCUGCUCAUCGUGUCAGUUCAUGUUCUUAACCGAUGACUGGUUUCUAGCGUCUCUGUCAAAGGGUCACUGUCCUUUUUGCCGGAGAACCAGUUCAAGAAAUGAUCACAUCGCAAGCACGAAUUCUAACUUAUAUGUACAAAAUGGACUCCCGUCUAGCAACGGAUACCUAAAUGGAAUUCUGUAAAUGAAGUGUAAAUAUUUUGUGCAUAUUCAUGAAAUUUAUUUGGCUUCCCAAUUUUGAAACUCAACUAAGCCUUGCUAAAGACUAUUGCUGCCUUAAUGCGAAUUCUGUAUUGGGAUGUCUAUAUUCCUUGUAACUCUACUCUCGCGUGAUUUGAAACGGCAUUAAAUGUAAAUAUGUAGAAAUAUUGUCAAUUAAAAUUUCUAGAAAUUGUUGCUGAUUAGACCAAAGCUGAGUAAUAAAGGGAAACCCGACCAAGA